ACGAAAGAAUAAUCAACACAAUGUUCUCCAAACUUGUAACUCUCUGCGCAUUAGUGGCGGUGUCCUCGGCCGGACUCGUGCCCGCUGCUCAAUACUCUUCUGCGGCUGCCGUCUCCUCUCAGAGCAUCGUCCGUCAUGACGAGCACGCAGCUCCCAUAGCCAAGCUAGCCAUCGCUGCUCCCGUUGCCUACCAUGCCGCACCUGCUGCCAUCGCAUACCACGCUGCCCCAGCUGCGGUUACCUACCACGCCGCCCCAGCCCCAAUCGCCUACCAUGCUGCUCCAGUUUCUGUCGCCUACCACACCGCACCCGUCGCUAACGUUAUUGCCCAGCCUGAGGAAAUCGCUUACCCCAAAUACGAGUACAAUUACUCCGUCGCUGACGGACACACCGGUGACAACAAGCAACAACAAGAAUCCCGUGAUGGUGAUGUCGUGAAGGGAUCGUACUCCUUCCAAGAAGCUGACGGCUCUAUCAGAACUGUGGAGUACUCCGCUGAUGACCACAGUGGUUUCAACGCCGUGGUACACAACAGCGCCCCCACCGCCGCCCCCGCUUACAUCAAGGCUGCUCCCGUCGUCGUCAAGACCCCCGUCUACGCUGCUCCUGUAGCCCACUACUACCACCACUAA
Vanessa tameamea is the source of this 632-nucleotide messenger RNA. RefSeq names its product cuticle protein 8-like. Bases 21 to 632 code for a protein of 203 amino acids. The record is from RefSeq and is a predicted model, not a curated record. Lineage: Eukaryota; Metazoa; Arthropoda; Insecta; Lepidoptera; Nymphalidae. The transcript has 3 exons. Gene Ontology annotation, cellular component: extracellular matrix.